ACACACACACAUUCACACACACACAUACACCCACACAAUAUACACAGAUGCUCGAGGGAACAUCUUCAGUAGCCAGUGAGUUUUCUCACGGUACACACAUACGCACAGACACACGAGCGGACAGAUAACCCAUCACUCUUACUACUCAAGUUCUCACCCGAAUCGCACCAAACCAUCCUGAGAUCUCUGUGUUCAUCAUUGUGUGGUGGAGUCAUGGGGACCUUGUCUCGCGUGAUGCGUCUAAUUGUCUGCAUUCUCGUCACUCUUUUGGUCACUGCUAAGUCUGUGGAAGGCAAGAAAAAUGUGCUGGUCUUUAUAGGAGAUGACGCUGGCUUCCUCCAGUCGGCCUACAACAACACGGUGUGUCAGACACCCAACCUGGACAAACUGGCAGCCAGGAGUCUUACCUUUACACACGGCUAUACCAGUGUCAGUAGUUGCUCUCCUAGAACAGCGGAUUGUCUCGCUGGGGUCGUCAUCACAACGGGGGACUCGUCCAGCCCGACCGUUGUUGAGACACUGAGGGAGAAAGGCGCCAUAUUCACCUGCUCUUUUGAGGAAGAGAGGAGAGCCUUGGAAAUGGCCAUUGACUGGAUCGACAAACAGUGUGAUGCAUCCAACUCUGUCGUUGUCUUCACUGACAAUGACUGGUGUAAAAUACCCUUCUUCCUGUACAUCGGUUUCUUCGACUCGCACCGCACCAGACCCUCGGACGUCGAAACAUACGGUCCUUUCAGGAACCUCUGGGGUACCGGGAAACCUGGCAUGGGCCUCAUUAAAGACUGGACCCCUCAGGUCUAUAACCCCGAUGACGUCAUCGUGCCCUAUUUUCUGCCGGACAAUGACGUCACGAGACGGGACAUAUCGGCAAUGUACACGUCAUUCGGCAGAAUGGACCAAGGUAUCGGCCUAUUCCUCCACGAGCUAGAGAAGGCAGGGCAUCUAGAGGACACGCUGAUUAUGUUCACGGCUGACAAUGGUAUUCCUUUCCCUAACGCCAAGACGAACCUCUAUGAGCCGGGCAUGGGAGAGCCCAUGAUGAUCUCUCUACCACAGAACAAAAACUCCUGGGGACAGUUCUCUGACGCACUAGCCAGCACUAUGGACUUCACCCCCACCAUCCUGGACUGGUUCGGCGUCCCUUACCCAGACUACACUCUCAACGGUCUGAAGGUCAGCCUAACAGGACGCUCAUUGCUUCCCCUGACGUCAUCGCAUCAGGGGGCGGGACAGGAUUUUACUGUGGCGUAUAGCAGUCAUGACUUCCAUGAGACCAAAACAACAAAAACACACAUAAAUUUCGUUUACCUUCUCCACAGAACCCAGACCGGCAUCCCAACCAACUGGUUCAAAACCUUACCACAAUACUACUACCGAGAGGAGUAUGAACUGUUUGACCUCACCUAUGACCCCGAGGAGCUGCAUAACUUGGCCUAUGAACCCAGCCACGCUGACAUCUUGUCCAGUAUGGAGAAGAAGCUGAUUGAGUGGCAGUGGAAGACCAACGACCCUUGGGUCUGCAUGCCUCACGGGGUCCUUAUUGACGGCCAGUGUUACCCCAUGUUGAACCAACCUGCUAAAUGAGAAGUUGAACCAAUCUGCUAAUGAGAUGCUCAACUAACCUGCUAAUUGAAAUGUUUAACCAGCCUGCUAAUAGAAAUAUUCAACCAGUCCGCUAAUUGGGAUCCAACCUGCUUAGUGAGAAAUUCAACCAACCUGCUAAGUGAAAUGUUCAAGGGUGUAGAAUGAUUCGACUAAAGUCGCUUGAAGCAAAGCUAAUUUUGCUGUCACAGUCUACUUUCGUUUGUGUUUUUGUGUGAUCAUUUUGAAUAGUUGUUAUAAAAUAAAAAGCUUUCUGAAAGGAAUAAAUAUUACUGGACUACUUCUAUGUAUUCCACAUUGGAUACUUAACUUGUUUUGUCUUCAUAAUAUGAAUAAUAUUAUUGGUUGUAAUUUCUUUUUAAUUGUUGGUGCCUUACCAUUAAAUGAACGUUGUCUCUUUGUCUUUGAUAAA
Aplysia californica (California sea hare) is the source of this 2014-nucleotide messenger RNA. RefSeq names its product N-sulphoglucosamine sulphohydrolase. The record is from RefSeq and is a predicted model, not a curated record. The transcript is spliced from 9 exons. NCBI's taxonomy places the organism in Eukaryota, Metazoa, Mollusca, Gastropoda, Aplysiida, Aplysiidae. Gene Ontology annotation, molecular function: arylsulfatase activity. The coding region runs from base 214 to 1584 and encodes 456 amino acids.